AUGGGGGAUCUGAGGCCCUGGGCCCGAUAUGGGCUCCUGGUUGUGGGCCACCUGCUGGUCCUGGGGCUUGGGGCUGCCGUGUUCCAGGCCCUGGAGGGGCCUCCAACACGCCAGCUCCAGGCCAAGCUCAGAGCCGAGCUGGCCACCUUCCAGGCAGACUAUGGAGCCUGCCUGCCACCUGGGGCAUUGGAGGGGCUGCUGGGGACCGCCCUGGCAGCCCAGGCCCACGGGGUCUCCAGCCUGGGCAACGGCUCCGAGGCUGGGAACUGGGACCUGCCCUCAGCCCUGCUCUUCACUGCCGGCAUCAUCACCACCACGGGUUAUGGCAACACAGCCCCGUUAUCAUCAGGUGGCAAGGUCUUCUGUAUGGUCUACGCCACCCUGGGGCUGCCGGCCUCGCUGGCACUUGUGGCGGUGCUGCGCCACUACCUACUGCCUGUGCUCAGCCGCCUGGGGGACUGGGCAGCGGUCUGCUGCCGCUUGGCACCAGCCCGGGCUGCGCUGCUGCAGGCUGCUGGACUGGGCCUGCUGGUAAGCGGCAUCUUCGUGCUGCUGCCAGCGCUGGUGCUGUGGCAGCUACAGGGCGACGGCAGCCUGCUACGGGCUAUCUACUUCUGCUUCCACUCGCUCACCACCAUCAGCUUUGGGGACCUGCUGCCGGGCCACGGCCGCGGCCUGCACCCAGCGGUCUAUCAUUUCGGCCAGCUUGCUCUUCUCGGUUAUAUGCUCCUCGGGCUCCUGGCCAUGCUGCUGGCCGUGGAGACUUUGGUGGAGCUGCCACAGGUCCGUGCCAUCGUGAGAUUCUUCGAGUCCAGUGGCCCUUCGAUCAGUGAGGACCAAGGUGGCAUCGUAGGGCAGGAUGGACUGGCUCUGAGCACCCUGCCGCCCGCAGCCCCCAGCCUGGAGCAAGCUUGCUGACAGGUGUCAGGUGGUUCAACUCCUUUAAAGUGGACGAGCGGAGGAGGUUAAGCUGUUAAGUGGUUAGGGGAAGCUUCUGGAGAUGGGGGGCGGGGUGAGGUCGCUGUGAGGGCCUCCGGGAAUACAGUGUUACUAGAAUAAUAAAAUGGGCAACAACUCCGACUGUUCAUUCAUCUCUUCUUUCGAAAUGGGAUUCCCUACGGCCAUCAACAACACAAUCCCCACCGCCCAGUCCGCACUCCAUCAUCCUCCCUAGGCUAAGGUCCAGCCUCACUUGCGUUUAGGAACCUCCACGCCCCUGUGGAAUCGGAGACAACCCUACCGGCCUAAGCCCCACCCUCUUCCGUCCAUUGAAAGCCCGAGUUGCCUAGAGAAAGGGCCGCGCCGGUGUCUCGUCGUCUAACUUUAUUGCUCCGAGGAACAGCAAGGAGACGAGGCAGGGCAGUCCAUGAUCCAGUCCUCUCGCCGCUGCUGACCGGCCGCGCCCCACCGUUGGGAA
This is a messenger RNA of Trichechus manatus latirostris (Florida manatee), 1417 nucleotides long. It is a transcript of the gene KCNK7, whose product is annotated as potassium two pore domain channel subfamily K member 7. The transcript has 3 exons. Gene Ontology annotation, biological process: stabilization of membrane potential; potassium ion transmembrane transport. The record is from RefSeq and is a predicted model, not a curated record. Gene Ontology annotation, cellular component: plasma membrane. The coding region runs from base 1 to 918 and encodes 305 amino acids. Lineage: Eukaryota; Metazoa; Chordata; Mammalia; Sirenia; Trichechidae. Gene Ontology annotation, molecular function: potassium ion leak channel activity; outward rectifier potassium channel activity.